This is a messenger RNA of Fragaria vesca subsp. vesca, 1866 nucleotides long. RefSeq names its product probable receptor-like protein kinase At5g47070-like. Bases 1 to 1356 code for a protein of 451 amino acids. Lineage: Eukaryota; Viridiplantae; Streptophyta; Magnoliopsida; Rosales; Rosaceae. Gene Ontology annotation, molecular function: ATP binding; protein kinase activity. The record is from RefSeq and is a predicted model, not a curated record. Gene Ontology annotation, biological process: protein phosphorylation. The transcript has 4 exons.
AUGAAGUGCUUCCAUUUCACCAACGGCGAGAGGCGCGGCGACGACGACGACGCCCCCGGAGUCGUUUCCCGCGCCCCCUCCAAGGUCUCCUGGGCGCGCUCCCUCAGCGUCGCCUCCAGCAGCUACGACAACACCAACUACAACAACCGCCGCUCCGAGUUCGACAACUCCGACUCCCGCGACAUUUCCGACUCGGCGGCCUUCUUCGACCUGCUGAGUCAGCGUCGGGCCAAUGAUCUGAGGGUCUUCGCCUUCUCCGAGCUCAAAUCGGCCAGCCGCGGGUUCAGCCGGGCCUUGCUGAUCGGCGAGGGAGGGUUUGGGUGCGUUUACCGUGGGAUCGUUAACGACGACGGAGCUAAAAUGGACGUUGCUAUCAAACAGUUGAAUCGUAACGGCUUCCAGGGGCAUAAGGAGUGGAUCAAUGAGGUGAACUUUUUGGGAGUUGUUAAGCAUCCGAAUCUAGUGAAGUUAGUUGGAUACUGUGCGGAAGAUGAUGAGAGGGGGAUCCAGCGGCUUUUGGUUUAUGAACUUAUGCAUAAUAGAAGCCUGGAGGAUCAUCUGUUGGUUCGAUGCCCGUCACCGCUCCCGUGGAUGACGAGACUAAAAAUUGCUCAGGAUGCAGCUCGCGGAUUGGCGUACCUGCAUGAGGAAAUGGAUUUCCAGCUAAUAUUCCGGGAUUUUAAACCGUCGAAUGUUCUGCUAGAUGAGGACUUCAAUGCAAAGCUUUCAGACUUUGGACUAGCAAGGCAAGGACCUCUCGAGGGAAUGACUCAUGUUUCAACUGCAGUUGUGGGGACGGUAGGGUAUGCGGCUCCAGAAUAUGUACAGACAGGUAAACUAACCGCUAAAAGUGAUGUCUGGAGCUUUGGAGUGGUGCUCUACGAGCUCAUCACAGGAAGAAGAGCGAUGGAGAGAAAUCUGCCCCGGAGUGAGCAGAAACUUUUGGAAUGGGUCAGACCAUAUGCUUCAGAUUCAAAGAAAUUCCAUCUUAUUGUAGACCCACGACUUGAAGGACAGUAUUGCAUCAAGUCAGCUCAGAAGCUGGCAUCGUUAGCUAACAAGUGUCUAUCAAAACAACCAAAGUCUCGCCCGAAAAUGAGUGACGUGGUUGGGAUUUUGGGAACUAUCAUCGAUGAGCAGACACCUCAAGAUGAAGUUGCUCCUCAACCUGUUAUCGAAACUGACGAGGCAAAGGAAGAAACUUUGGAGGUGGCUGAGAUUGAAUCUACUACCAAACAAGGAAACAAGAAUCUGAAAAAGGUUUUUGAUAUAAAAGAUAUGGUAAACUUUAGAAACAAAUCUAUCGGGAAGUUAGAUUGGAGAAACUGGACCCCUGGGUUGAUACGAACUUGGUGAUAAAACUACCUGCCUGAUCGUUGCAGAGAGAAAGUGUAGAGGAGACUGAGACUGAAUCUAGCAAACAAGAAAGCAGAUACCUGAAGAGGGUUUCUAUACUAAAGCAAUGGUAAACUUUAGAAUGAGAUCUAUUUAAGAAAUUAGAUUAGCAGUGACUGGCUUGGUUGAUAAAAACUGGUGAUAAGGGUAUCAGCCAGCUUGUGGUAGAGAACAUCCGUGUGCUUGGCUCCUUCCAGGAAAUGGAACAUGGACGCAUAUCUACCUUUGUACUGAAGACGGUAUAGAUUACUUCCUGUUCUUCAAGAGUUAUGGGAGGUACACCGGCUUAUUCUCUUGUUUUUGUUUUGCUUGAUGAUUGUAAAUAAUAAUGGACUGGGAAGCUGCACUUUGGAGGCAUGCAUCCCUUUUGUUAAAUACACAGUUCAUUGACUUCAUUCUCUCCCAUGUAAAUAUGUAACAAAGUAUAUCAGUUUUGUCAAAAUCUGGUACAGUAUAUGAUGGGUUUACAAG